UCUGUUAUUUUUCAUUGACUUCUCUAACACCAAUACUUAGCUGUCUGCUGAGGAAGGGACUUAAGUUCACUUGACUUCAAAGGAAUGCUUCUCACAGCAGUUCUUUUUUUGGACUUCCAGAUGUGACUGUCAGAAGGUGCUUUGAAGCUCUCUGUCUUCAAAGAUGGCAAGAGGGUCUCAUGACUGGCUUAUGUGAACUCUGCUUAAGCUCUGGCUUGGAUUCUUAAUUUUGGGACUUGAAAGUUUCAAGCUUAGUUAUUAAAUUUGGUCUUAUGGGUGGUUAUAUUUUUCUUAAAUGCUUUAACGUUGCCUUGGUAAUGCUUAAUUUCAUAGUCAGCUGUUUGAUUUGGUUGCCUUCAAGCUCAAGUAGCGUGAACGUCUCCUUUAAGCAGCAUGUGAAGAGACUAGAGCACCAAGGAAUUAGAAUUGAAUUUGUAGGACAAAUUGAACUGUUCAAUGACAAAAGCAAUACCCAUGAAUUUGUAAACUUAGUGAAAGAACUGGCCUUACCUGGAGAACUGACCCAACACAGGAGCUAUGACUUUGAAUUCAUGCAGGUUGAAAAGCCAUACGAAUCCUACAUUGGUGCCAACGUCAGACUGAGGUAUUUUCUAAAAGUGACAAUAGUGAGACGGCUGUCAGACUUGGUGAAAGAAUAUGAUCUGAUUGUUCACCAACUUGCUACAUACCCGGAUGUAAACAACUCCAUUAAAAUGGAAGUAGGAAUUGAAGACUGUCUUCAUAUAGAGUUUGAAUACAAUAAGUCAAAGUAUCACUUAAAGGAUGUGAUUGUUGGAAAAAUUUAUUUCCUCUUAGUGAGAAUAAAAAUUCAGCACAUGGAGUUGCAGCUGAUCAAAAAGGAGAUCACUGGAAUUGGACCCAGUACGACAACAGAGACUGAAACCAUUGCAAAGUAUGAAAUAAUGGAUGGUGCUCCAGUUAAAGGUGAAUCGAUUCCUAUAAGACUGUUCUUAGCUGGCUAUGACCCAACUCCAACAAUGAGGGAUGUGAAUAAAAAAUUUUCAGUGAGGUACUUCUUAAAUCUAGUGCUUGUGGAUGAAGAAGACAGACGAUACUUCAAACAGCAGGAAAUAAUUUUAUGGAGAAAAGCUCCUGAGAAGCUGAGGAAACAACGAACAAACUUUCACCAGCGAUUUGAAUCUCCGGAAUCACAAGCGUCUGCUGAGCAACCUGAAAUGUGAACUGGUAUAAGGUGAAAAACUUUGCGAUGCUUCAGCAGGUUAAAGAUGGCAGCAGCCUGUGGGAAAAGAAGGCCAAAAUUCCCAUUACAACUGUCUUCCUUCAUCUUGCAGUGCUGCAUUUACCAUACUACUAAAGCAUUCUUCAGUUAAACAUUCAAGUAUGUAUAUACAUUUAAAAUAAAGUGCUUUCUCAAACACUGGAACUUUCUUAAGCUACUAUUUUAUACUGCACAUUUACUUUUAUUUGAUAAUGUUAUAUGCACUUGGAUAUGCAUAAGCUUAAAUCUAGUUAUUUCCAUGCAUGGUAGACUGGUAUAUUUGAUUUUUGCUGACCACCUAUACAGUGUAGACUAAAGCAUUUCCCUUCUCUCAUGUUGUUUAUUGCAUGUUUUUUUCCAAUGUUGCUUAUUUGCAUUUGUUUUAUUUUGAAACUACAGUAAGACACAAUUGACUAAAUCACACUAAAAAUCGAAGUUCAUGGUGAAUUUGUCCUAAGACUUCUAAUUACUAUGUUAGACAGGGUUUAACUGAAACUGCAUGUAUAUGCACUAUGACUAUGAUAACUGUGGAGCCUUCAGACACCUUCCCGAGGUUUCUAAGAAGCUUUGAAUCCGUCAGUAGAAAAGAAUGUUAGGAAGCAUAGUUGCCCUCCCUUGCCCAGUUCCCUCCCUGCCAUACUUCUCUAAGCUUGUCAUGUGAGUCACUCCUGAUGUUUGGGGGGUCGCUGCCCAGUAACUAGUGACUGUAGAGAUGUUGUCAUGAUUUCACCUUCAGGUGGUGAGUGGGUAAAGUAUUUAAACGUAAUUAUCUCUUAUCGAUUAAAUAAAUGCUGGUAACAUUGAUUAUUUUGUAAAUACAUGAAACUGUGUGGUUCCUCCUGGCUUUGUGCUUCCACUGUCUUCACAGUCUGUCUCAUCAUUGUCCUGACAGGAGAGGCAAAGGGUCCUCCAAGGACACCCUCCUCCCGGUCCACCUGGGCCUGGUAUGGGGGCGAAUGAGCUUUUUGUGGUCUUCUGGAAAGGUAUCUUGAAGCCAGGCAAAACUUAAACUGGGAAAAGCUUGUCUGGCGCAGCAGAUCAUUUGUCUUAAUCAUCUCGUACGCACUUAGUGUUUGAAGAAAUAGAUUAAAGGAGUUAGCCUUCAUCUACUCACAACGGAGCAGGUAGGCUGGUAUCAGAGGUGGGGCUCGGGCAUAAAAUGAAGCCUGCUGUGUGGAAGGCUGCUUGCGCUUGUGGUUCACUUGGCCUUUAAACCAAGACUUCUCAACUCCGGUGCAAGUGUCAUUGGUAACCUUACUUUAUGAGUAAGUAAAUAAUUGAAUUACCUUUCUGUAAGAACUGUUUUAUUACUGUGGCACUUUGAUAAAGCAGACAAAGACUCUGUGUACUUUAUGCUAGGAUACUUCUAACAUGGGAUAUCUUUGACUGAGAGCAAAUUUAACUCCCUUAUGUAAGUGCCUGUUCAGAAAUGUAAAGAAUAAAUCGAAAAGCCAAAUAUUUUCGUGGUCACUUGCAUGUUGUAAUCUGGAACUGAUUCCCAGAGAUUUUGAAAACUUGAUUGUAUUUAACUAGCCUCAGAUUGUGCAACCAUGUGUAAUAAACGGGAAACAUACUGAGCUGCUAUUUGAUUUAUUAAAACAGCUGUAUUCUCACUAA
Molecule: messenger RNA, 2857 nt
Organism: Tyto alba (common barn owl)
Lineage: Eukaryota; Metazoa; Chordata; Aves; Strigiformes; Tytonidae
Gene: VPS26A
Product: VPS26, retromer complex component A
Exons: 8
Coding region: 273-1202 (309 amino acids)
Biological process (GO): retrograde transport, endosome to Golgi; intracellular protein transport
Cellular component (GO): retromer complex; endosome
Source: RefSeq, a predicted model, not a curated record